AUGUAUUUCGUCGCUUGGAGUUUGUCGUUCUAUCCUCAGAUUUUCUUAAACUUCAGAAGAAAAAGUGUCACUGGACUCAAUUUUGAUUUCCUCCUACUGAAUAUUAUUGGAUUUUCAGCUUACAGUCUCUAUAACCUCUUCAUGUAUUUUGAUCCUAAUGUACAGGUGAGCUCCUCUUAG
Molecule: messenger RNA, 180 nt
Organism: Ostertagia ostertagi
Lineage: Eukaryota; Metazoa; Nematoda; Chromadorea; Rhabditida; Trichostrongylidae
Source: the annotation of a GenBank genome assembly